AUGAUCCCAGAUAUCUACCGCCGCCAGGCCCGCAACCUAGCCUGGUAUGACGAGGAAGGCGAAGUAACCCACAACCCCUUCAAAAAAUUCAAGCGCCGCCCCCAACGCCGCCAAUCCAUCCAGCUCGAGGAAUCGCAACCUGGGGCCACCCGUGGCCUGGACGCUGAGGACAUUGCCGCCGCCGAGGCGGCCACUCGGGCCUACGAUGCCGCACAUCCUAACCCGAUCAACUCGUACGCGCGCGAGGGCCAGAGCGAGCCUCGGCGCCGGAAGCUGUUCGGGCUGGGUAAGAAGACCGAGCCAGAGGAUGAGGAGGAAGAGAAGUUUGGGGAGACUAAGCAGCGGUUUACGCUUGCGUCGCAGCUGCGGGCAACGGUUUUCAAUUCGUGGAUCAAUGUGUUGAUUUUGGCGGCGCCGGCUGGGAUUGCGCUCUAUGCGGUUGGGGCUAAUUCGGUGGCUAUCUUUGUGGUUAAUUUUAUUGCUAUUAUUCCGCUCGCUGCAAUGCUGAGUUAUGCGACUGAGGAGAUCGCUCUACGAACCGGUGAGACAAUUGGUGGUCUGCUUAACGCUAGUUUCGGCAAUGCUGUCGAACUCAUCGUCUCGAUCAUAGCUCUCGUCCAGGACGAGGUUCUCAUCGUGCAAACUUCCUUGAUUGGAAGUAUGCUGUCUAACCUGCUCCUGGUCAUGGGCAUGUGCUUCUUUUGCGGAGGCAUCAACCGCAUGGAACAGCACUUCAACGUCACAGUGGCACAGACAGCUGCCAGUCUGCUUGCUCUCGCAGUCGCGAGUUUGAUCAUCCCCACAGCCUUCCAUAACUGGUCAGAUGCCAAGCCCGCUGACCUUAUCAGCAAUACUGCCCAGCUGUCUCGAGGAACCAGUGUCCUUCUGCUCAUCGUCUACGGCGCCUACCUCUUUUUCCAACUGAAGUCACACACAGAGAUGUACAACCGCCCCAGCCCCAAGGUCGAAAAGCGGCGCCAGCACAUCGGUGAAGGUGACGCCAGCCGCGGCCUCGCCUCCAUCGGCAAGAUGACCGCCGGUGCUCUGGGCGCCCAGUCCGACCAGGUGCAGAUGCAGGAUCCCGACGACGAGCCCGAGCAACCGCAGCUGAGCGUCCUGUCCGCCAUCCUCACCCUGGUGAUUUCCACCGCGCUGGUCGGUGUCUGUGCCGAGUUCAUGGUUGACGCCAUCGACGACGUUACUGCCUCCGGCGCUAUCGGGAAGACCUUUGAUAAGAUGGAUCUCGCGAUCGGUGUUGCGGUGGGCUCAAGUAUGCAGAUUGCGUUGCUUGUUCUGCCGCUCGUGGUUGUUAUCGGGUGGUGUAUGGGCAAAGAUGACAUGACUCUCAACUUCGACGGAUUCCAGGUGAUUCUGCUCUUCGUGGCUGUUCUGCUGGUCAACUAUCUUAUUGGAGACGGCAAGUCUCAUUGGCUGGAGGGUGUUUUGCUCAUGACGAUGUAUCUGAUUAUCGCCGUUGCCGCAUGGUUCUUCUAA
Messenger RNA from Penicillium chermesinum, 1494 nucleotides. Its product is annotated as hydrogen/calcium exchanger domain-containing protein. The transcript is spliced from 12 exons. The record is from RefSeq and is a predicted model, not a curated record. The coding region runs from base 1 to 1494 and encodes 497 amino acids. Gene Ontology annotation, cellular component: fungal-type vacuole membrane. Gene Ontology annotation, molecular function: calcium:proton antiporter activity. NCBI's taxonomy places the organism in Eukaryota, Fungi, Ascomycota, Eurotiomycetes, Eurotiales, Aspergillaceae. Gene Ontology annotation, biological process: calcium ion transmembrane transport; intracellular calcium ion homeostasis.